Molecule: messenger RNA, 729 nt
Organism: Anopheles aquasalis
Lineage: Eukaryota; Metazoa; Arthropoda; Insecta; Diptera; Culicidae
Product: mitochondrial import inner membrane translocase subunit Tim13
Source: RefSeq, a predicted model, not a curated record
AGCGCAACGGCAAAGUAAUCUAUUGGUUAAGGACACAGCGAACAACAAAAAUCAUAGGAAAAUCUUCGGAAAAUCAUCGUUAAAAGGCUGCUAGAGUGCUGCAGCUGGCCACAUAAACGGGCAGCCGGUGUAUUUUUGCUGAUUGACUUUUUUGUGUGUGCGCGAUUUCUGGAUUACACAACACGGAGCACGCUUGCGGCGAUUUUCCUUCGUUUUCCCCGAAUAAACAGGGACUUUUACACCGAGUACUGUGACCAUGGAUAACGUAUCGCUGGAAAACCUUUCCUCUUCCCAAAAGGAUGAGUUGAUGACGACAAUUAAGCAGAAAAUUGCGAUAGCCAACGCUCAGGAGCUAGUGACCAAAAUGACCGAGAAAUGUUUUAAAAAGUGCGUAGGCAAACCAGGACAGGACUUGGACAGCUCAGAGCAGAAAUGCAUCGCCAUGUGCAUGGACCGGUUUAUGGACUCCUGGAAUGUCGUCUCCCGAUCGCUCAUGCAGCGCGUCCAGCAAGAACAGUACAAAGGAUAAGACCGUGUUCCGGGGUGGUGGCGGAACCAGAGCUAUGAUUAAACAGUGCGCUACGCUUAGUCUCAUUCGUCGGCGUCGAUCUUGCAUUACCUUUCAGCGUUUAUUAUCGGGAACGGUGGACGACGGGACGUUUGUUCGAGUUCAUAAACCCUCACACUAGCCAAUAAAUCAUACCCAGACGGACUUGUCGAAGAUACCAA